CUCUACUGAACUGAAGCUUCAACAUGCAUCUUAUCGUUACUACUGUACUCUCGCUGCUGUUCUUGUGCUGUCUGUGGGAAGUGGAAACACGCAAGGUCACCUCUACCCUCUCAGUAUCAAAUGGAGGACCAUGGGGAGAAUGGGGGAAACAGGAAUUCUGUCCCAAAGGCUACAUUAAAGGGUUUUCACUAAAGUUGCCAGAGAAGCAUGGAAGUUUGCACGAUGACACUGGUGUAAUUGCCAUUCGUGGGUAUUGUUCAGAUGGCUCAGCCAUCACAUCUUCAGUGGGCAAGGGUGGUACCUGGUCUGAGGAAAUUGCCUGCUGGCAUAGCUAUCUGAAUGCAUUCUCACUCCGAGUGACAAAACCCCAAGGAUCAUUUCAAGAUGAUACAGCAGUCGACAACAUCAAGUUUAAAUGCUCAGUUGGAAGUGGCGUGGAAGGAGAUGGACAAGCAUGGGGUAAAUAUGGGGAAUGGAGUGAGGCCUGCAAAGAGGGUAACAUAUGUGGGAUGCAAACAAAGGUGGAGAAACCAACAUGGCCGCAAACGAUGGAUCGUACUGAACUCAAUGAUGUAAAGUUUUUCUGUUGCAAAUAAAUAUUGGC
Heteronotia binoei (common prickly gecko) is the source of this 604-nucleotide messenger RNA. RefSeq names its product vitelline membrane outer layer protein 1-like. The coding region runs from base 24 to 596 and encodes 190 amino acids. The record is from RefSeq and is a predicted model, not a curated record. NCBI's taxonomy places the organism in Eukaryota, Metazoa, Chordata, Lepidosauria, Squamata, Gekkonidae. The transcript has 3 exons.